UAGCGUCAGAAGAGAACAGCAUGAUGGGAUAUGAGAGUCCUCCGGCGGCGCGCUGCCGCCAUGUCACCUAGAGAGAAACACUUAGCGAUUCUCUCUGCUUUAGGCCUAGUUAGUCUCGCUCUUUAUUAUAUUCCUACGUUUCUUUACGCGACUUUAAUUCUUGCAGUGUGUUGUAUUGUGUGUUACUAUCACAGCGGAGAACCGCUUCCCGCCAGGUUAGGCCUCAAUCCGCGGGCUGGGCUGAACGUCCCUGCCGUGCUCCGGCGCUGGUUGUGGGGCUGGGGGGUGACCGGCGUGUCGGCAGCCGCACGGGGGAGAACGAAGAGCGGCAGAAACAAAACCGAGCUCCGGGACUCUGAGGGACACUUCAGAGAAAGACUCGUUGAACCUGGGAUUUACCGGAGAGAAACCUUGACAAGUGACUCGUUUCUUUUCAGCCCCCGGGAUUUCCUCAUGGGGAGUUACAUCGGGAAGCCCGAGAGUCCAACCGCCGACCCCGGGAGGCCAAGAGCGGGCAGAAACCCCCGAGAACAACUGCGUGAGAAACUGUCCAGACCCAACCAUGCUGUCUGUACUCCAAACAGGAGGCUGUCAUUUGCUGGGGAGCCGCUCGGCACAGUGGGCAGGUUCACCAUCACUCCUCAGCGUCACUACCCCCUGCAGCAGCCGGGUUUCUCAUCAGUGGGAGUCCUCCCUCCUGUCAAGUGGGAUGGCUUCAGGAAGAAAAAUAUCCUCAGCCCUCGUAACUCACCGGCUGUCCUCAGCCCCGUCACUGUGAAGAUUGCCAGGCCCGACCACCACAGUUCCCCCAGCUUUGACCAUCUGAGUUGUGCGGGGCUCCCCAGGGUCCCCGUGGACCCCUGCUCCAGAGAGAGUGUCCUCAAGGUGUUGAAGGAAAGCCGCAAGAGAGAGGUGGAGGAUGAGGACAGGAGCUUCACAACUGAGCAGAAAAGCAAAAGAAGGCGUAACGACAGCGGUGGAAGUGCACACUCUGCUUUCGAGCCUCUUUUGCCCAAUGGAACACCAUCACAGCUGGUCCCUAAGCCAGGAAGCCUGAAAAGAGGGAUGGCGUCGCUGGCAGAGGAGUCCAUCAUGAAAAGGUCUCGUACUUCCUCCAUCAGCUCUGGCAGUGGGGUCCAUGCCCCGAGAGGAACCACAGGCUCGUGGAGAAAUCCUAUCCACAGCUCCUACAGCUCUACACUAGGCCUCAGCCAGUGGAAGAAGCGGUCAGCACCCAGCUCCCCUCUGUCCAGCCCUGGAUCAUCUCGCUCUCAGACUCCAGAAGGAGCCUCCAAAAGACCCAGAGAGGACGAGGGGCAGUCUCCCAGCUCAGCAUCCUCAGCGAGGUCAGACCAGACAGCCUCUGACAAGGCACCUGUUACUUCCAAACUGACUCCAGUCCCCAAGGUCCCAGUUCCUACCUCAACAGACUCUACUGGUAGUGGUGGAAAGAGAAAACGCAAGAUCCAGCUGGUGUCCAGCCACCGGGACGAUCAAAUCUCUCUGCCUCCGCCUCCAGAGCUGGGCUACACCAUCACUGUGAAAGACCUGGAUGAAGAGAAAAAGGCUGCCAUCAGCAAGAUCCAGAAGGUCCUGGAAACGCCCGCUCCAGAGCCGGAGAAGUCUGUUUCUCCGCCAGCCACCACCUCCACCCAGCCUGGCUCCUCUGCCAGCUCUACCACCACCACCACCCUGAGCAGCCUCCUGGCCGCUCCUCUGCCCACAGCCUCGUCCAGCCCUGCCAUCCCAGUCAUCAACCUGGACCCCAGCCCCGGCAGCAGCGUCAGCACAGCACCUGCAGCCUACAACCCACUGCUGGAGGCUCUGAAAGUGAAGAUCAGCUCUCCUAAUAGCUCCACAGCUGCUGUCAACACAAGUGCAGUGUCUGCAUCAACCACACCGGUUCAACCCAGUGGCUUAACCCUGAAUGUUUCGACCCCAGUGGUUCCACCACAGCUCCCUCCUGCCUCCCAGUCUCAGUCCUCCUCUGCUGGUGUGGAGCAGCCUUCUGCCUUCACUCAGGUGCUGAGUCAGGUGUCCAAGGCUUCCAGCAACCCUCUGCCUACAGCAGGACCAACCCUGUUUGGAUUGACGAGUCAGAUCAGCACCCCCACUGCUUCUUCAGCCUCUAACCCGGUCACUACUGCUGCGACUGCCCCGGCCAGUAGCUCAGAGUCGGUCAGUAACGCCAACCCUCUGCUGGCUUCAGGGUUCAAGCCCAUUUUUUCCGUCACCACCACCUCAUCGGCUACAUCGGCAUCAGAGAGCAAACCUCCUGUCCAAAAUUUCAAGCCCAUCUUUGGAGCUGCCACUGCAGCUACUGGCUUUGGACAGCCUCCGCCCUACACGGCUGCCAACCCUGACUCUACGGUUUCCUCAAGUACUACAUCUUCAAUGUUUGGUGGAUCAGCAAGCAGCACCACCGUUACCCCAUCUGUUUUUCCUGGCAUGACCACCACUGGUACAGCCUCCACCAGCUCCAUCACAGCCACACAGUCUGCAGCUGAGCCAGCCAUCAAAUCCCUCUUUGGAAACUGGUCAGCACCAUCCACAACAAGUACCAGCUCAGCCACAGCGCAGGCCCCCAGUACAGGGAGCACAUUUCAGUUUGGAACUGCUACCACCACUACUGCAGCUGCCCCCGCUGCUGCAACCACAACCUCCAGCAACAGCAACUUCACGUUUGGUGCCACACAGCCAGACCCUCAAGCAGCCAACCAGAAGGUAUUCGCCUUUGGUCAGGCAGCACCCAGCCAGAAUGCAACCACUGCUUCAUUCGGAGGCUUUGCCAUGGCCAACACAGCCUCCACCGCUGCUGCCGCCACCACCCAGUCCACCUUCACCUUUGGAAAGUCGUCAUUUCAAGCACCAGCGGCACAGUCAACCUUUGGCUCCUCUUCGGCACCGGCAGCACAGACCACCUUUGGCUCCUCAGCGGCACCGGCGACGCAGCCAACAUUUGGCUCCUCUUCGGCACCGGCAGCACAGACAACCUUUGGCUCCUCAGCGGCACCGGCAGCACAGACGACCUUCGGCUCCUCGGCGGCACCGGCAGCACAGACAACCUUUGGCUCCUCAGUGGCACCAGCAGUACAGACAACCUUUGGUUCCUCAGUGGCACCGGCAACACAGCCGACGUUUGGCUCCUCUUCGGCAACGGCGGCAACGGCGACCUUUGGAGCCUCAGCAGCACCACCAAAACCAUUCACCUUUGGAAGCAGCGGGGGAGCAUCAUCUACACCUGCCUCUAACACUGCCCCAACCCCUUUCGCUUUUGGUUCAGCUGCUGUCACCACAGCAACCACUUUUGGGACCCCAGCUAAACCGGCAUUUGGAGCCAGCUCCACUGGUUUUGCUUUUGGUGGCACCACCGCUCCCUCAGCUGCACCACCAACCUUUGGUGCAGCAACCCAGACUCAGAGCUCCUCCUCAGCCACCUUCACAUUUGGCAGUGCUGCUCCUCAGCCAGCUCCUGCCGGCCCUUCUCAGUCAGCACCCGGUGGAUUUAACUUUGGUGCUGGUAUGCCAUGCCCCCAGUUUGGAACACCAGUCUCCAAUAAUCCUGCACCACAGAUGGGAAGCUUCAACUUUGGGGCUGCUGCUACUGACAAACCAGCUUUCGGGACGUCGACCCCAUCCUUCGGCCAGGGUGCUGCUGCAGGUCCAAAUCCCUUUGGAAGUCCUGCAACUCCAGUCCAAGGCUUCAACUCUGUUCCCUUUGGGUCUCCAGCGACUCCCUCCUUCUCAAUCGGAGCUGGAUCGAAGCCAACUGGAGCACGCCAGAGGCUGCAGGCGCGGAGGCAACACAACAGGAAGAAGUAACCUGCUACAUGUGUCCAGCACCACUUUCAGAGGACUUCAGCUGUUGCUGCUGUUGCUGCUAUGGUUAAUCUGGCUAACAUCGCUCCAUUCCAAGACCGACACCCCCCAAACCAGGCCGCCACCAUGCCCUCUGCUUCCUUCCCCUCCUCCAGUGGGUUGUGCUGGCCCGAAACAUUGUGCUUGCAGAGGAGUUCGAAAGAGCACUCCAGCUUGCUGAGUUAACGCUGCCUGGAUGACUACAUGACCCAGUGAGGGAAUGUAGCAGUGAGGAGACAGAAUCCAUAAUGAUGUACUAUACUUGAGGAGAGAAGACGAGUGAUAGUUUGAUUCUGAACAAAAGCAUAUCCAAAGUUCUCUUUUCCUUUACAGUCUGUGGACACUCCCAUUGGUUCGUCUUAAGGAGAAAGUCGAGUCCGGCAGAGACAUGGAGCCUCGGCUCAAACAUUUAUUUUUUUACGUGAAGCGCUAACUGGUUUGUAUGUUACAGAAUAUUUGAGUACAUUAUCUGAACGAGUCUGAAUAGGGUGACAUGCACAGUUGAUUCAGAUAAGGUACACAACACUGCAGUGUAAAUGUAAAGUUAUGAGAUGUUUGCAUUUUAAAUUAUUUUUUUAAUUGGCUCUCUGACCCUGUAAAUGAAUGAUGUGUUUCUGCACUUAAAGGGCGACUUAGUAGAUGUCUUAAUGUAGUUAGUGCAGACCCUCGUGUUCUUGUUUCAUACUCUUUGUCAUUGCAAGCAUUCCCAGAGUCCUCCUGUGGACGGCCUUUUGUUUUUUUGUUUCUUUUUGUUAUUCACAGUGAUUGCCAACAGUGAUGUAAUUAGCAGGUCAGCAUGUAAUUAGGAUGACUCCUCUUAACCUGUGCUGACAAAACCAAAGCCAAUUCUUCAACUUCAUGCCUGUGAAAAGAAUCUGUGAUCUUUAUCUUUAAAUCCUGAGAUGUGUUUGUUUGUGCCAGACUACCUCUCUUUACUCCAGGCACUGAAUCCAUGUUACUUCACUGAACAAAUAAAUCUGACAGGAUCAACUAGAUCAAUUUAGAUUUUACCUUCAACUACUGUUAAGACAGAUGUACCUUUAAUAAAUUCAUUAAGUUUUUAAACAUCUGCACACCAACACAUCAUCCCCACUACUGGAAUAUCUCUAGAUUACACCACAUUAACACAACAUCAGAUUUACUAAAAUUACAAUCCCUUAUCUUGGUUGUUAGAGAAGUUGUCUAUGAUGCAGGGAUCUCUGUCGUCUCUCAUGUCUCUUACUCACACCAAGAGUUGAAGAAUUUUGUCAAACAAACAUGACAGUAAACCUGAUGUCGGCAUUUUAUCAAAAGGAUUUGUGUUCUCAGUCAUAACCACCUCUUCUUGUGAAAAGUGAGCAGUAUCUGAUGCAAUUUUUUUUUUGAUGGUUAAUUUUGGAUUAAUAAAAACUGAAUUUUGGA
Molecule: messenger RNA, 5259 nt
Organism: Epinephelus fuscoguttatus (brown-marbled grouper)
Lineage: Eukaryota; Metazoa; Chordata; Actinopteri; Perciformes; Serranidae
Gene: pom121
Product: POM121 transmembrane nucleoporin
Exons: 13
Coding region: 31-3822 (1263 amino acids)
Biological process (GO): protein import into nucleus; RNA export from nucleus
Cellular component (GO): nuclear pore
Molecular function (GO): structural constituent of nuclear pore
Source: RefSeq, a predicted model, not a curated record